This is a messenger RNA of Wyeomyia smithii (pitcher-plant mosquito), 4644 nucleotides long. Its product is annotated as pair-rule protein odd-paired-like. The transcript has 2 exons. The record is from RefSeq and is a predicted model, not a curated record. NCBI's taxonomy places the organism in Eukaryota, Metazoa, Arthropoda, Insecta, Diptera, Culicidae. The coding region runs from base 70 to 990 and encodes 306 amino acids.
AGACUAGAUUCGAUCGGUUCCGAACUGAACAACAUUUCUUCGGCUACCGGCCACAUUUCUCAUUCAUCUAUGGCAACUACAUCUACAGCGCCUGUAGCGACGAGCUCGACAACAUCACCCAUUCUAACAUCAUCGGGGACUGCAUCGUCGUCUGGAGUGACGUCUAGACAGCAAACAACCACCGGUGCAGCUAUGGUUACCAUAACCAACCGAACAGCUCCGGAUGAUGGGACAACAAAUAAACUUUCUGCAUUAGCUUCUUCAGCAUCCGCUUCGUCAACCUCGACUACCGCCGUUGCUGCCUUGCCACCGUCAGCUUCGGCGGCAAUUUCGGUUGCUGCAGUAGCUGCGGCCACAGGUACCCUAGCCAGUAUGAAACAUUUAGGUCACAACACGGCAGGUAAUCACAGAAGUAUCAACAACAGCAAUCUUGCGUCCCAACAGCAUCAGCAAAUACAACAGCAGCAAUUUCAUCAUCAGCCACCACCACUAUCUCGAACUUUAGUUCAAGCUACUCCUCAGCAACAGCAAUCAAGCAUUUUAUCAUCUCAUCCGGCCCCCGGUGGCCCUCCAAAUGCGCAUCCGCAUGCUCCUGGACCAUCGGGACCACCGCCCCCUUCUUUUCACCAUAUACCGCCAACGGGGGUCUCAUCAACCGUUGCACCUGCCGUUGGACCUAUGGGGGCAUCGGGACCUCCAAACUAUCACCAUCAUCAUCAUCACCACCACCAGGCAGCGGCAAUGCUAACGCUAGCGGUCAGUAAUCCACCAACGACGCUGCCACACCAUCACCAUCAACAGAAUAUCAACUUAAACGUGAACCAUCACGUGAUCUCCGCACCAAUCGUGGUGGACUUUUCCAACAUGACCGUCAACUGUGUUCAGUUAGGGCAAGAAAACCAACAGCAUCAUCCGGUCAAUCACAGUACCGUUCCGAUAGGUCCGACGGGACCAUCCCUGCCCCCUGGCAUUGGCGGAAGGCUGAAGUAAACUGGAACAAAACAUUUCUGCGGACCGGUUGGUGUGUUAGUUGAACAAGUGAACUGUGUGACGAUGAAGAAUAUCGCCAGCGAAUUUUUUUAACUAUACUGUUUCGUGGGAUCCUUGGAUCCUCUGGGACUUAAAGUACGAUACUGGUCUAAUAAAACAAGCCGUCAUUCGAAUACCGACAGGUAAUGUCAAAAGGAUAGUAGCGCUAACUUCGCAAUUGUCUUGUUCACAAACCACAAAGUCUGUCGCGAUGGUAGCAUGUUCUACUGCGUUUACUUUGCUUUCUUAGCGUAGAUAUUCGAUCCAGUUAAAAUGGUUAAAAUCUAAUAUGAUAUCAUGCUUUACAAUUUUUCUUGAAAAUUCCACUCAUAUCUUCAACUUUCCCGAAGACCUUGCACCAAUUCGAUAAAUAAUUUUAAAUGAAGGCUCUAUUUGUCAUUGCUGUUUAUAAUAGGUUUCUCGAACUUUGCUGAACGCCUUUAAAAUUGAAGCGUAAUUUAAAAUGGUCAACUUGCAAUAUAAAAUGCCAAUUGUAGAUUUUUUGAAUCUUUUUUCCGUUUUUUAAAAACAGCAUCAAAACUUUUUUCUCAAAAAUCGAAGUUGAGUUUCGAUGCUGGUUAUUUUUCGAUUUUCAUCUAAAAUUUUGUAUAAGUAUUGUUCGUGUGGCCAAUACAGCAUAGUUUUCAAAGAGGCUUAAAAACCUUGUGAAACCUAAGAUGCAGCCAAUUUGUAUUUCUUCUUCUCCUGCUGGUGAUGUUUUUUAUCUUCAUCUUAGAUAAACAAAGGUUCCAAUCUCUAUUUAAGUAGAAAAAUUAUUUUAAUUCUUCAUAUUUUAGUGCGAAUAGAUACAAUGCUUCUUUAAAUAAGUUUUAAUUUUCGAAAUUUCAUAUACCUACUCAACGGUGUGACUCACCUCUAAAUAUAUUUUUGAAAAUUCACAUAGCAGAACACAUUCACAGAAUAGAAGGCUCGUUUUGCGUUACGUAUCGCGGAUUGAUUUUUGCACUUUCGUAGCUUAUAAACUGAAAAUUUGAUAACCAUUUUCCAAAUCGUUUUCUACUGUAGCAUUGCCGCAUUCUUUGUCAUCAACUAAUGUGUAUUAAAAUUUCCGAAUUAUUGGAUGAGUCUUCUGUUCUAAAGUAUGUGCCUCAUAUAUUAAACCUUCGUUUAUUGAUAAUUUUCGUAAUUGUGUUCACUUAGCAUCAAAGUUCAUCACGAUUAGAUCCCUUUUAAGUUAGCAAUGAAUUGCUUUAUGGCACACACAUUCAUACACCAUAAAUCAAAAUGAAAUGUUUCGAUAGGUAUCGGUUCUAACAACGAUUAUUGAACAUGUGUGAAUUAUUUUUCGUUUGAUCUGUGAUUGUAUUUUUCGCUUACAAUUUAAGUGAAUUGAUAAUUUUAAGUCAUUUUCUAUCUUAGUAGCGUAUAUAGUUUAACUGGAACGGCAGUUUCUCUUAUAGAACAGAACGAUCUUUGAAAUCUAUAAAAAAAAACAAGUAUAAACUAAAACCUUCUUUUUCUAGGGCAAGCAGAAUAUCCAGAGAGAUAUUUGUCAGUAUCACUCGUCAUACAUAAUGGAUAGCGUAUUGUAUUAGAAGCAAGCGAGAAGAGCACACAUUUUAAAUUCUUUAUAGAUGUGUAAUUUUAAGUGACUCUAAAUGUAGGUGUUUUGUAGUGAAAGUUUUCUGGAGUAAAAUAAAACGGAACAUGCAACACAAUUGUAUCUUAUGCUGUACCCAUAAAAGAGAAAGCAGAAUAUUUAAUAUUUUUCUAGUUAUUCAAUUAGGAGUGCAUAAUAACUCGAUAAUACCUAGCUCCUUAUUAAUUAACUGUACGGAAAUCUUUUUGAUUUCAAUGUAACGAUCUCAUUUGCAAAAGUUGCUAACUGCUAAACACAUUUUUGUUGUCUACUGAUAGCGAAAUGUUGAGGUAUAAAGACUAAAAUUUUAUCCAAUAACACUCAAGAACACGAAAAAUUUGAACAAAAAUCGAAGUUUGCAAAUAUCCUUACAGUAAAUACAUAAUAACGCUAAGAAAACGAUACAGAAUAUUGCAGAAAGUGUCUUUUAAAGAGUAGAUAUUCAGCGAGAAUCUAAAUAUCCAAAACCCUCUCUUAAAUUAUCAUUCUACAGGAAAAAUAAAUAAGCAUAAUCGGAUUUUUGUGUUCUAUUGUAAAGAAAAAGCAAAACUUACUUUGUAAAUAGCGUUGCGAUCGAAGCAGAAAACAUGAUCACGUGUCUUAAAAUUUAGUAGCGACAUAAAAAAUAACGAAACCCCUGUUUAAAGUAUAAUGUAAAAUUAUCAAUGUGUCAAAACGUAAGACAAGUUCCAAACAUUUUAUUUUUCUUUCGUUCGCAGCAAAGUAAUCAUACCGAACAUUCCGCCGAACCGAACUUCUCAGCAGUCUUACUAGGAUGUCAUAGCAGUACGACUGACGAAUUCAAUACUUUUGACUAAACUGACGAUCUCUGAUUAUUCUUUUUUUACUGCGUUGCGUUGUACAGUUUUCAAUAAAAAAAUACUUUGAACUAGAAAAAGCAUGUGGAACACAAACUUCCACUGUUACCUAAUAAUUUAUUUGUUUGAAAGUGAAGUGCUAUAACAAUUUGUAAUGUUACGUGUUCUAUUGAAAAUUAAUUUAGCCAAACUAAUGACAGACUGAUUGUUUGUUGUGUUGGUAGAUAGUGGUAAAUAUUUUGUUUGACAGAUGAUAAUCCACUCAUUAAUGUCAUUGGUUUUUGGUUUGUGUUGAUUUUCUGUUUAAAUUAAUUGGGUACGAUUCAUCUCCAGCUAUCGUUUUCUGAGUCAAUAUGCCUGCUGGGAAACAUUUCGUUUCAUUCUUAGAAGGCAUAUCAUUUUCAAAGAAUUUCUCCUGUUCAUGCUACGCAAGAAAGGUACUAAACUAAAGCUCAUUUUCAUUGACACACGCACAUCUACAAGCAUUUAGUUGUCACUGUUCAGCUAAGCACUGGAACACUAUAAAGUCUACAUAAGAGAAAAACUGAAAUAUACCUCUAUUUAGUAAAAUGUCGAAAAAUAGUAACUCUAUUAUUUACAUUAAGGCGGUAAGAUAUAAGACUUCCAACUCUCAACAUCUUUACAUAGAACGAUGGAGGGUGGGUUAUUUUUGGCAAGCCCACUGCUUCCACUAGUGCACGAAGCUUAUAAAUUGUACGCUCGAGUUGCCGUAACGAAUCAUCCAUUGCAAUAAACCGUCAUAAACCAGUUAUUAACACAGCACUAUUAUGAAACUCAGAGCGAAUAUUUAUUAGUAACACAAAAACAUCAGGACUAACUUUUGAAAGCGCUGUUGCUAACCAUUAUAAAAAAACACUUUUACACAUAUACAUAAUCGAUUCGAUCUGUGACUGUACGUUUAAUUGCUUUUUAAUCCCUACAUUAGCAUUAGUUUUUGAAAAUAAUUCACACUGUCUCGUUGUGUUACCAGAUUUAGGUUGCGCACCUGGAAUGCUUAUCGAGAUUUUCGUUUUGAUUAAUCCAAGUAAAAAAAUCAAUUUACACCUUCACACAAAUAUUAUUUUACACGAUUUAGAGAAUGAAUCAGAACAUAAUUAGAUUAAAUAAUAUUUAAGAAAAUACAUAUUUAAAAGUUCAAUAUAUACACAGAAAAAUAAAAUAUAUAUACACACAUUA